AUGGACAGCCCUGAAAGUGGAGACACUGAUGAUGUAUCAAGUGAAAACGACAGCCUACGAACAUAUUCACAGAAACAAAAAGUUAGACCAAAACAGCUUCCCUUUCCCGCCAGUUUGCUGGAAGGAAAAAGUGAUGAUGUUAUUGUUUCAGAUAUAAAUGUCUCUGGUAAGUUGUCGUUUAGUUUUCAAUUUCGGAAUUAAUGCGAAAUGAUUCUCUUCUGUAAUUCCCGAUUUACAGUGGUGUUUUUUCAAAACUUCAGAGUGGACGUGCGAGGAAGUCAAGGGGUGGGUCAUGAGCAUCUUCAACGAUGAGAGCAUUGCGAAGAGAUUUGUGGAAGAGGAAAUAACCGGAACUACUUUACUCUCCCAACGCAUUCUAAAC
Pocillopora meandrina is the source of this 382-nucleotide messenger RNA. Lineage: Eukaryota; Metazoa; Cnidaria; Anthozoa; Scleractinia; Pocilloporidae. The record is from the annotation of a GenBank genome assembly.